AUGCAAAGACUUCAAUCAACCUUCAAAAUGCCUUCAAUACUAGCCAGCACCCUGCCCCUCAACAGCGGCGUCAUUAUACCCCGCCUACACCUCGGCGUCUACAUGACCUCUGGCCGUGAAUGUUCUUCCGCCGUGACUUACGCCUUGGCUGCCGGCUACCGUGCUGUAGAUUCUGCAGAAUGGUAUGCGAAUGAAGCGGAAGUAGGGUCUGCCAUCAAUGCCUUUCUGGCAUCGGUCCAAAACCAGGCGGGUUUGAAGAGGGAGGAUAUCUGGUUUACGACCAAGUUGAAGAGCAAUCUAAGCUAUGAUGCAACACGGAAGAGCAUCAAACAGAGCAUCAAGAAGAGUGGCCUAGGAUACAUUGACUUGUAUCUGCUGCAUAGUCCAUAUGGAGGGAAGCAGAAGAGGUUGGAGUGUUGGAGGGCGGUGGAGGAUGCUGUUAGGGAGGGCGAAUGUAGGGCUGGGGGAGUCAGCAACUUUGGCGUUAAACAUCUCCAAGAACUCCUGGACUCGAAACCGAAACUCGUCCCUGCGAUCAACCAAAUUGAAGUCCACCCCUUCAACACCCAAUCCGCCAUCACCUCCUUCUGCGCCCAACACAACAUCGUUGUUGAAGCCUACGCGCCGCUUGCUCGUUCACUGCGAGUAAACCACCCGAAAAUAAAGGAGUUGUCGAAAAAGUACAGUUGUACUUGGGCACAACUGAUGGUGAAAUGGGGGUUGCAGAAGGGAUACAUCGUACUUCCAAAAAGCGUAAAUGAACAACGGAUCAAAUCCAACGCUGAAGUCGAUGGGUUUGAGAUUACCGAGGAUGAUAUGAAAGUGUUGGAUGGGCUGGAUGAGAAGCUGGUCACGGAUUGGGAUCCUACGGAUGCUGAUUGA
This is a messenger RNA of Lachnellula hyalina, 882 nucleotides long. RefSeq names its product putative oxidoreductase. The transcript is spliced from 2 exons. Gene Ontology annotation, molecular function: oxidoreductase activity. Bases 1 to 882 code for a protein of 293 amino acids. Lineage: Eukaryota; Fungi; Ascomycota; Leotiomycetes; Helotiales; Lachnaceae. The record is from RefSeq and is a predicted model, not a curated record.